This is a messenger RNA of Ipomoea nil (Japanese morning glory), 1539 nucleotides long. RefSeq lists its product as uncharacterized. Gene Ontology annotation, molecular function: protein binding. The transcript has a single exon. Lineage: Eukaryota; Viridiplantae; Streptophyta; Magnoliopsida; Solanales; Convolvulaceae. Bases 46 to 1539 code for a protein of 497 amino acids. The record is from RefSeq and is a predicted model, not a curated record.
UGUUCUAGUGUUGAAUCGAAGAUCUCUGAUCCAGUUUUGAAGAAGAUGAUGAUGAAGAAUUCAAGAAGCAAGAAGAAGAUGUUGGAAUGCAACAGCAGCAACUCCCUGCGGAGAAAUAGGGGGGUGUCGUUACAGCCCGAUCCCGGCGACGACCUUUCUUUCCGCUUCAGCACCGCAUCGGAUUCCGCUAACGACACCCGGACAUCGUCGUCGUCGAACAUGGGAUACUACGACGACGUCGUUUCCUGGGCCGACUCGCCGUUCAUCCCCGGAAGUUCAUUCGACCAGUACCCGUCGUCUCCCUUGGCCAGGUCUCCCUGGCACGCUCAGAGCUCUGCGCCGCCGCCCGUCGCCGCCGCCGACGGCGACGGCGACGACGGCUACUCCUACACCGGCCCAAUGGGCUCCCUGGUCCGCGAAGAGGGGCAUAUAUACUCCUUGGCCGCCUCCGGCGACCUGCUUUAUACAGGCUCCGAUAGCAAGAACAUAAGGGUAUGGAAAAACCAGAAGGAGUUCACGGGGUUCAAAUCCAACAGCGGGUUAGUGAAAGCGAUUAUAAUCGCCGGGAAGAGAAUCUUCACCGGGCAUCAAGACGGCAAAAUUCGAGUCUGGAAAGUCUCCAGCAAGAACCCCAGCGUUCAUAAGCGAAUUGGGACUUUACCCACGUUCAAAGCUUGUAUCAAGAAGUCGAUCAAACCCAGCAAUUACGUGGAGACGAAGAAGAACCAUAACGCCGUGUGGAUCAAACAUUUCGACGCCAUUUCAUCUCUCACGCUCAGCGAGGAUUCCACGCUCUUGUACUCAUCUUCCUGGGAUAAAACCAUUAAAGUCUGGAGAAUAGAGGAUUCUAAGUGCUUGGAAUCAAUAAGCGCCCACGACGACGCCGUGAAUUCCGUGGUUUUGGGGUUCGACGGGCUAGUCAUUUCCGGGUCGGCCGACGGGACGGUGAAGGUGUGGCGGCGGGAGUUUAAAGGAUAUCGCACAAAACAUUUCCUCGUGAAAACGUUGUUAAAGCAAGAAUGCGCGAUUACGUCGCUGGUUGUUGACCCAUUGGAUACCUAUAUUUACAGCGGCUCCUCCGACGGGCUGGUGAAUUUCUGGGACCGGAACAUGGACCCGUUGCCGUCGGGGGUGUUGCGGGGCCACAAACUGGCGGUUCUGUGCCUAGCGGCGGCCGGGAAUUUAGUCUUCAGCGGCUCCGCCGACACCAACAUCUGCGUGUGGAGGAGGGACGGCUUCGAUCACCUGUGUUUGUAUGUCCUGAGCGGCCACGCCGGCCCCGUUAAAUGCCUGGCGGUGGAAGAAGACGGCGCCGCCGCCGAAAGUAACUGGAUACUCUACAGCGGCAGCCUUGAUAAGUCGGUGAAGAUAUGGAACGUGUUUUCGCAAUCGCCACCCAUGCAAUCACAAAAUCUCCAGAUCAUCCCACAACACGCGGCGGCGGCGGCGGCGGAGGCGGACGCUGGCGGCUUCUUCCCGCCGCAGCCCACCUUGUCGUCCCAAGCUAGCAGAAUACACCGCAGCAGGCAUGAAUGGUAA